AUGAACCGGGGAAUUGCACGUGAGGUGUCGUUUGAUUGUAAUGUGCAACGAAAAUAUGUUGCUGAGAAAGAAGAAACAGUGCUGUCCGUGGUCGAGGAAAACCUCGUGGCCCAGCGCAGCGAGCUAGAUCACACCGACGUGCUAUUAAGAACAAGGAGAGCAGGAGAGCAGAAGAAAAUUAAUAUCAAAAGUUUUAAAACGAUUAAAAAAACCGUCGAGGAAGAACAAAAAGGUGCUAAAGAAAAGAAGGCGAAAGCAUUGGAAAGAAAACUUAAAUCACAGGCUAAAAAAGAAUUUUUUGAGAAAGAAAGUAGGAGCAAUGGUAGAAUGAAAUUAACUAAAUCAACUGCAGUAGGCCUAAAGCGCAAGAAGCAGCCAAUGGAAGAUGAUGAUGACGACGACGGUGAGGAAGAUGAUGAUGAUGACGGUGAGGAAGAUGAUGAUGAUGACGGUGAGGAAGAUGAUGAUGAUGACGGUGAGGAAGAUGAUGAUGAUGACGGUGAGGAAGAUGAUGAUGAUGACGGUGAGGAAGAUGAUGAUGAUGAUGACGACAGUGAGGAAGAUGAUGAUGAUGACGACAGUGAGGAAGAUGAUGAUGACGACAGUGAGGAAGAUGAUGAUGACGACAGUGAGGAAGAUGAUGAUGACGACAGUGAGGAAGAUGAUGAUGACGACAGUGAGGAAGAUGAUGAUGAUGACGGUGAGGAAGAUGAUGAUAAUGAUGACGGUGAGGAAGAUGAUGAUGAUGACGGUGAUGAAGAUGAUAUACAGCCUCUGUAA
Molecule: messenger RNA, 780 nt
Organism: Schistocerca cancellata (South American locust)
Lineage: Eukaryota; Metazoa; Arthropoda; Insecta; Orthoptera; Acrididae
Product: prostatic spermine-binding protein-like
Exons: 2
Coding region: 1-780 (259 amino acids)
Source: RefSeq, a predicted model, not a curated record